This is a messenger RNA of Amoebophrya sp. A120, 13969 nucleotides long. NCBI's taxonomy places the organism in Eukaryota, Dinophyceae, Syndiniales, Amoebophryaceae. The record is from the annotation of a GenBank genome assembly.
AGCCAUCAUUCAGCGACAUAUUAAACAACAACAUCAAGAAUAUGUCAAUGUCAACGAUGAACCUGGUUUGUUUAUUAGGCACGAGUACUAGGGUACUAACUACGAGGCACCUUCCGGGUGCACCUGUCGUGUAUGUCUCUACAGUCAAUACAGACAGACUUAGAUGAUACAAAACAAACUCCAACUCGGCGACAACUGACCAAAGGACAACGUCUUUUUCACUUUCCGCAAAAAGAAAAACCGUAAAAACUAAUCGACGCUUGUUUAUUCGAUAGUAACUUAAUAUAGCGAGCGACUUCUAAUAUUUGCGCACUGGCAUUGUCUAAUAUUCAGCAGCACCAAGAUGCACAAUCGUUACCCUCCGCAGCCGGGUGGUGGUUACGGCCAACCAGGUAUCAAAUGCAACUAUGUCUGGGUCUGGAAGUAGAUUCUAAACUUGUGAUGCUGUCUCUGGAUUCGAAAAAAAUUUGUAUUGCAUGACCAGCAAGACGAGGACUCCAGUUUGUCCUACGGCGCGGAGUAGGGGGCAUUUCUCAUGCGGAAUAGGCAUUAGGAAGCCCUCUAAAAAUCUGCAAUACUUAUACUAUGGCAUGCAUUACAGACAUUACGGGUCAUGCAAAAUAUGCAUGACAAAUCUGGCAAUCUUCCAGACCCAGACAUAUUUGCAGUUCAUACCAAGCGGAUACGGCGGGGCAGCACCCGGACCUCCACAGGUGGGAUAAUAUGCAAUGCAAAAGUAUCGUAUUCGUAGUAAUUGCAUUCAUGCAUUACAAAUUUCUUUCUCAAGGUGAAUCAGCAUUACAAAUUGAAUUUGUAAUGCUGGGCUAGUUUGUAAUGCAAUUUAUACUAGUACGAUGCUUUUGAUGCACUGGAUAGACAAUGAUUUUAAACAACUGCUUACUCCAGGCAAUCUAUAACUAAGGGCCGCAUGGCAAAAAAGCGGUUUCGGUUUUCGUCCUUUUCCUCUUGUAUAUACAUGUCAAGUUUUUCGCAUCCGAGCGAGAUCUGUCUUGAUGCAGGACCACUAUGACCCGUGUUGAGUCAAUAGAUAUCAAAACCUAGAUGAAAAAAUAUACAAUACUACAGUACGGCGGGCCCCAACAAGCUGCCCCACAACCCGCACCGUAUGGAAACCAACAGUAUGGUCAGAUGCAGCCGCCCCAACCCCAGUACGGUGGUCCGGCACCCGGAGCUGCACCCCAGUACAACCAUAUUGAAAGGAAAAGCCCCCCUCUUCAUAUUGAAAAGGUAUGUUUCCGAAAAUCUGUGUUGCUGAUUUGUGGCCACAAAUCACAUUUGUCUUGCAAGAACACGAGGGCAGAAGCUUCCCUCCCAUUAUGGAGCCGAUUUGUCAUGCUGUUGGGCCUAAAGGGCAGCCGUUUGCAAUGCUGAACAACUAGACCCAGACGCCCCUACCUAGGCUGGGGAUCUGGCCGCGGUGCCUUCCUGCAAUACAAAGCGUAGCUGUGUACACAGCUCCAGCAUCAGAGGUUCCGUUUUGAUAUGAGGAGGGGGGAUUUUUCCUUUUGAUAAACCACGGAGCAGCCCCAGGAGUACAACCCGGACCGCCGCAGUAUCAUGGAGGGGGUCCACCUCAUCAGCAGAUGCAGCAACCACAAUACGGCCAGCCGCAGCCACCUAUGUACGGCGGGGGAGGGGGUGGCCAUCCGAUGCAGCCCCCAACGCCUUCGGGCGGUGGGUACCACCCACCACAGCGACCGAGUGCUGGUAAAAAAAAAAUGAUCGAAGUAGAUCUACAUGCUGGCAUAGCAACAUGCUUUUGCCUGACACAUCUCGCCGCGUCAUUGUUAGAAGAUCUGAAUGAUGAUCAUGAUGUCUUGCAUUUUUUCCAAAGUAAUAUAUCGAAAUUCUUCAGGCGGCCCCCCAGGCGCUCCGCAGCAACCAGGCAUGCAGCCCGGAGGGCCACUUGGUCAACAUCAGCAGCCACAACACGCCCAACAGCAGCAACCGCAACACCAGCAGCAGCAAAUCUCGCAAACGGUUCCCGCACUGAAAACCUUGCAGCGAGCCGGAGUUAUUGUCUCAUGGUGUCCGUGCGAAUCCCAGCCGAAUUUUAUGAAAGUGCACUACAACCUUCCCUCCGUCCCCGCCCUCAUUAGUAUUGCAUGAGCAGCAAUAGAAAAACCAGCGCACAUGGAGCCUCCGCAUGACAAGUUGAAGUUCAUGCGCGUCAACAUGUAGCUAGUAGUGUUUAGGCUUCCAGAAUCUGUCAUGCAAACGGUGCGGCCACAAGGCAGCGCGUGGAUUUGGGCUUUUGCAUGACAAAUGAGGGGGAGGGGGAAAAAUUGUGCACUGUCAUAGCUUUGAUCGCGUUAGGGACUUCUCAAUCCGCCACACCCUCGAUUAACGCGGAUUUUUCGUACCAGGAGACACCGUCUAAACUAGAAUUCUGCACGUUUGACUUAACCCAAUCGCACGAUCAGUGCUCCGUGAUCGCGACCUGCGAUUUCCAGAACAUGAAGUUUCUCUCACUCUCCUGGGGCGCGAAGGAUCUCGACCAGGGAAGGUUUAUUCCACGAAAAAAAGUGUUUCACUGUGAUGAUCUUGCAAGAUCUGCAUCACAAGACUAUGUUACACAUGACACAGAAAAUUUGCCAUGCGCGCUGCCGAAUGGAAAACACCGCUAAAGAGUCGAGGUCUUGCAGGUCGUGUGGCAAGACAAAUAAUUCUGUCUUCCAUUCUACGCAUCACAAGUUCACAGUGAAACAGUUUUUUCUCAGGAUAAGGCUCCCAUACGGGUUACUCUGCGCCGCGCACCCGGACGGGGUGUUGAAUCUCUACGACCCGGCGGUGAUAAUCUCCAGUCACGGCAUAUCACACGAAAAAAGUGUUACAGUUACACACUCUGAUGCAAGUAGACCAGCAAGGCAGACAACCUUUGUCAUGCAGAAAAUGCUUGCCAGCCUCAUUGUCAUUUCGUGCGGGUUUUCCCUUAUGGUCUGCGCAUUACACGUUCUCUUUGCCUUGUAGGGCAACUUUGUGAUGCUGAAAUUCCAACAAAUGUGUAACUGUAACAUUUUUUUCCUGUGAUACGGCAGCGACAACGGGUUGCUGUACAGCUCCGCGAAAGUCGGCGGAAACCAGAUUUACUACACCGGCUGUGCCGCGUUUCAUCCGAAUAAGUCGAACGUGUUGGCCGCGGGGAGCAGGAAUUGCGAGGUGCAAAUCUUCAACUUAUCGGACCCAACGCAGCCAGAAAUUCACAAGCAGUCUGGACAGACCAAAAUGCAAGGGGAAAUCGUCGACUUGGCGUGGAAUAGGAAGGUAUAAUAGGAAUAGGAUCAUAGUGUUGUAAAAAAUGAAAUAUCUUGUUCAGCUUGUCAUGCGUAGCCUUGCAUGAGAAACCGAAGUUCUCAUGCAAGUUGUGCAUUACAAACAACUUUUGUAGGUGCCAAACAUCAUCUCUUCCACCUCCUCUAACGGCGUGAACGUGUAUCCUGUGCAAAAGUAUCGUACUCGUAUUGCAAUCAUGCAUAUACAUUUUUUUUCUGAAAGCAAAUCCGCAUUACAAAUUUUAUUCCUCAUGCUGAGGAAAUUUGUAAUGCAUUCAUACGAAUACGAUACUUUUGCAAUUCAUAACGUGAUCUGGGACCUGAAAACCCGCGGCACCUGCGCCGAAAUCGUGGACCCGUCGCAUCGCCAGCACAUCGCCAACGUGCAGUGGAGUCCAGAUUGCGCGACGCAGCUCAUCGUCGCUUAUGACGACGACAGACUCCCGGGUUUUCAAAUCUGGGACUUACGACAGCCGAGCUACCCGUUUCGCGAGGUGAACUUCGGACACGUGAAAGGCAUCACGAAAAUUGCCUGGAACGACACCGAUCCGGACUUGCUUUUGUCCACCGGGCGGGACAACCGGACCAUCUGCUGGGUGUUGGGGUUGAGCCAAACCGCACAAACGGUUUACAACAUCAAGGAGCCGGAGGUGUACUGUGACGUGACAAAUGUUUCCAACUGUGUGGACGUGCAGUUUUCCCCCUAUUUGAAAGGCAUGGUGAUAUGAACUGCAAAAGUAUCGUACUAGUAUGAAUCGCAUGACAAAUUUCCUCAGCAUGAGAAAUAGAAUUUGUAAUGCGGAUUUAACUUGGCAAAAAAAUUUGUAAUGCAUAAAUGCGAUUAGUACGAGUGCGAUGCUUUUGCAGAGGAUAGGUGAGCACGAGCAGCAACACAAACGGGUUUUAUGGAUUGCAAAAGUGUCUGGGUCUGGAAGAAUGCCAGAUUUGUGAUGCAGGUUUUGCAUGACGUGUGAGGUCUGUGAUGCAUGCCGUAGCAUCACAGAUUCUGUGAGAUCUUUACCAUGCCUUUUCCGCAUGAGAAACUGCGGCCUCUCGGCCUUCUCAAAAGUGAACAGCUUUAUUGGUAAUCAUGCAAUACAGAUUUUUGUAUAGAUUCAGAUUUAGCAUGACAAGUUGCACUUUUCUAGACCCAGACAUUUUUACAGUUGAUAGGUUUGGGCUCUUCUCCAUUUUGAACAACGUGCAGAAAUCAAAAUACAUGCCCCGGUGCUACGACCGCGACAUGGAUUGCGGCGGGUCUUUCGGCUUUGGCGGGAAGAUCGCGCAGUUUGGUACAGUGGAUUUGUUGAAGCUCUGCUUGUUCUGGAAGUCCUUUAGUAUGCAUGAUGACUAGUAUUAAAAUUAACAGCGUGUUGCUUACAUCUGUCGCAUCACGAAUCUAGUUCCACCUAGCCUGCAAAAAUGAACAUUCCUAUAUGGACGACACAAUGAUCUUCUCGCAGGUUCCGCUUUGAAAGGGGCCAUCUAUGGCGUUCUCAAAUCGGUUACCUUCUCAACUGUUACAUGGUUUGUCAUGCAAAAUUGCCUUCAGAAGCGACAUCAUGAAGCUGCUUCGCAUGACAAAUUGUCAGAGGGCCAAAUAGGGUGAUAAUCUGCGCCAAGUCUGUCAUGCAAGACGCGCAAGGUCGCCCCUAUCACUUUUGCCAUUCUUGCAUCACAAAUUCAUGUAACAGUUGAGAAUGUAACGCUUGAGAGCGCCAUACCAUCUACCUCCACGUUGUCCCCUCGGAGCCCGAAAUCAUCGGCUCGGCGGACGUAUCAAAUGCAAAAAUGUCUGGGUCUGGGAGAAUGCGCGAGGAUUUGUGAUGCAGCUUUUCCAUGACCCAUGAGGCCUGGAAUGCAGGACCUAGCAUGGCAGAUUCUGUGCGAUCUCAUCUCUCAUGCCUAUCCUGCAUGAGAGACUUUUGGUAAUCAUGCAACACAGAUUUUUUCUUUUGUGUGCUUCAGAUUUAGCAUCACAAGUUCGUUGCAUUCUUCCAGAGGACCCAGACACUUUUACAGUUGAUAGGACGCUUUUGAGAACUGGGCCAACAUCCAGGACUGGCUCGGCUACUGUCAGACGAAGUCUCGAGUAUGGAACGAAAAAAUUGUUAGAGUUACACAUUGUGUUGCAGGCCAAGCAGGACAGACAAGCGUUGUCAUGCCGGAUAUGCAUAGGAGACUCCUUCCAUAGGUGUUUUCCUGUAGGAUUCCUGCAUUGCAAGUUUUCUAUCUUACGCAGAGAAAUUUGUGUUGCUGAAUUGACAACAAAUGUGUGACUGUAACACUUUUUUCGUGUGAUAUCGAGUAGAGAAGGACGAGUACGAGAAAGCUUUGUGGGAUUUCUAUCAAACAAAAAAGUGUUAACGUUAACGGUUUCCACAGAUGGCAGUCAUGCAUUACAAAUUUUGCCUUCCAUGCAUGCUACGCAAUACAAAUUUGGGCACCUUUUCUGAUGCAUUACUGCAUCACAAAUUUCGUUAACGUUAACACUUUUUCCUGUGAUAACUUCAUCUCUCUACACAUCAACGCCGACGACAUUAUCCACUGGAAAUAAUGUACAACUUAUCGUACUCGUACAAAUUGCAGUCCUGCAUGACAGAGUAGAGAUCUACUGUUCUACCUGUUCCAGCAUGAGGACACGUUGCAUUUUUGUUGUUAAGAAUAAAACUAAUGUAAAAAUGCAAUUCGCACUGAUAAGUACGAUGAUUUUGCAAUGCAUAGACAUCACGUCGAAACAACGCAUCGUGACGAUAUCAAAUGUAAAAAUUUCUGGGUCUGGAAGAAUCCGAACUUGUGAUGCGUGUUGCGGAUCAUACAAAAAUCUGUGUUGCAUGACUUGCAAAAGGUCCCCACUUCUAACCGUGUUGAGAGGGCAUUUCUCAUGCAGAAUAGGCAUCACCAAGGGGCUGCAGAACCUGUGAUGCUAGGCCCUGCAUUCCAGACCUGGAGGAGCUUGAAAAACUGCAUGACUUUUUAAGAGGGGUUUUUUCGUAGUUGGGACUGUGUCAUAGUAGGAUGAUUUACCGCUUUUUUACUUUUCUUUUCUCCCUUGACGCUAGUGUUUAGGUUUGCACACAACGUUAUCCCUACCCAGAUAGCAACAAAUGCUCACGCCGCAGCCGUCCCAGGAGCUUUUAUUUUGUUGUUGUCUCUCGGUAGUGAUCACUUUGUCCAAACUUAUUCUACCUAGAGUUUGUCGAGUAAGUGGCUACCGUUUUAAGGUUUAGAGAACGACAGGGACGCCCAGCCCUUAGCUUCCCAACAUGACAAAUCUCGGAACCUUCCAGACCCAGACAUUUUUGCAUUUGAUAGACGAAGCUCGGUUACGAUUUGCAGGAAAUCGCGAACAGCGCGGAGCUAUGCACUGCAAAAGUAUCUGAUACUCGUAGUAAUCGCAGCGAUCAUGCAUGCUUGAUAUAUCUCGGUCUCAACGUAAAUCUGCAUUAUACUUUCUCACGCUGAGGAAAUUUGUCAUGCGAUUUCUACUAGUCCGAUACAACUUUUGCAAUUGAUAGGAGCAGUACUUGGGGCACAAACCCGGAUCCAAGUGGGCUGAGAAAGCCGCGGCGGAGGAACAAGCGCGAAUUUCGAAAGCGUCUAUGGAUCAGGCUUCGAACAACGGAGCGCCGGCGCUGCCUGCGUUCGACGAACACGCAGCGGAAGACUAUCAAAUGUAAAAAUGUCUGGGUCUGGAAGAAUGCAACUUGUGAUGCUGCGUUUCGAUGUCUAAAAAAUUUGUGUUGCAUGAGCAGCAAACAGAGUCUAAUUUUUGCUACGCGGAGAGGGCAUUUGUCAUGCGGAAUGGGCAUCAAGAAUCCCUCAAAAAACUUGUGAUGCUAGGGCAUGCAUUACAGGCAUCAUGGGUCGUGAGAAAUAUGCAUGACAAAUCUUGCAUUCUUCCAGACCCAGAUAUUUUUACAUUUCAUAAAGACUUUUUCAGCACCAUGGCCCAGAAGGAGGCGCAGAAGAAUAUCAAAUGAAAAAUCCCCCCACCCCAUACUCAAACUAGAAAUUUGUGAUGCAGAUUUGUGGUCACAAAUCAGCUUUGUCAUGCUAGAAGAGAAAAGAUGCGGACUGUAGUGCUGGUUGGCGUGGGAAAGCCUUGCAUCUUAGCAUGACAGGGGGCAGCUGGAAGUGGGAAACAGCAUCACAGAUUGCCUGCAAACGAAGCCACAGCUGCGUCUCUUGGCCUUCUAGCAUUACAAGUCGAUUUGUGUACUCAAAUACAGCAUCACAAAUUUCGUUUUCGAUAUGGGGAGGGGGCAUUUUUCCUUGUGAUAAAGAAACAGGAGGAUCUGCAGUUGGCGAGGAAAAAGGAGGAGGAGGAACUUAUCCUGUGCAAAAGCAUCGUAUAUAGUAGUAAUUGCAUUACAAAGUAGCUCAGCAUGACCACAAAUCGAAUUUGUCAUGCUGUUUUACCUUGGGAUGGAGAUUUGUAAUGCAUGCCUGCAAUUACUACGAGUACGAUACUUUUGCAAUGCAGAGAACUCCAACUACAGCAAAAGAAGGUCGACUCCGCUUCGGACUGUAUCCUUGCAGUGCACAACUACUCCCCAGGCUGCUUCCCCGCGGCCCUCAUUUGUUGAAAUGCCUCAGCAGCAACACAAGCAAUGGCAGAUGAAGUGGAGCCUUCGCAUGACACAUCUUCUGAAGAUUUGUCAUGCGCACAGUAUUUGAAGACAACAUGUGGAUUUGGUAUUUUUGCAUUACAAAUGUGCAGGGGAGGCAGGGGGAGUAGUAAGUUGAGUGCACUUUUAUACAUUGGAACCAGGGACCGGAGCUCCUCAUCCGACAAAAUUUCUUGGUCGGAAGCAGGGAAGCAGCCGUGGAAAUUUGUUUGAAGUAUUUUAUUAGUGCUCUAGACAAAAGAAAAACGUUCAACUAUUCUGGUCGUGUCUGAUUUUUUCAUAACACAAAAGCGCAAUUUGUCAUGUUGAUUUUCCUCGCGGCUCAGGAGAUUUGAGAUGCGGCUAUGCAUCAUGUUUAUGCGAAAGAACAACCCUCAUUGUCAUUGACCAGGUGUGGUCGCGUUGCUGACGCGCUCCUCAUCGCGUACCCCGAGCCGGAGCUGUUCGCCAAGGUCCGUGACGAAUACAUCCAGAGCCAGCAGGAUCCGUUUUUGUCCACGAUUGGGAAUGUGGUGCAGAACCAACUCGAAGCACUGGUCUGUGACAUAUGGAUUGCAAAUAUGUCUGGGUCUGGAACAUAGCAACUUGUCAUGCUACAUCUGAAUCAUACAAGAAUCUGUCUUGCAUGAGUACCAAAAGCCGUCCAUUUUCGACCAGGGUCGUGAGGGGGAGUUUCUCAUGCAGAAUAGGCAUGAUAGAGAUCUCACAGAAUCUGUCAUGCUAGGUCCUGCGUCACAAGUCGCGUACUCUUCCAGACCCAGACGUAUUUGCAAUGCAUAUGACAGCAACCUGAACAACUGGAAAGAGACGCUCGCCUUGCUUGCCACCUACGCGGAGCACGACCAGGCUAUGGAAGUGUCAGAAUCGAAGUUGACAAAAUCGAAAUGAUUUGCCAUGCAUAAAAUGGAUUCCAGUUCGAACCCAGUUUCUAAGUGGCGCAUGACAAAUUCUGGGGGCGCCUAAAUCCAGUUUGUAAUGCUGUUUAGGCAAAGAAGGCUGAUUCUCUCAUGCUGCUUUAGCAGCUCGAUCUAUAACCCCAAACAGGCUUAUAAUCGGCCUCACUUGCCUGCUCUGCAACACACGUAUUCCGCGUCAUGCAUUUUAUGCAUCACAAAUUUUUCGACUUUGUCAAUUUCGAUCCUGGCAGUUCCAUACAGGCUUGGCGGUAUUUAACCGAAAAACUCGCCGACAGGUUGGAGCACGAAAAGUUUGACGUGCGCUCCGCGGUGCUAUUAUGCUAGACAAAAAUUUUCCGUACACAGCUACAAGAUGCAUGACAAUAAAUUCCGGCAACUUUUAAUUACACCCUCGACUUGUAUCGCGAAGUAGGUUCGUGGCAAAAGAACAACUCUGUCAUGCCCGACGAGUGCAGGAAUUUGUACGUCGUGUACUGAAAAAAAUUCUCACUGGAUAUUUGUGUUGCGUCUGCUCGAAGAAUUUCGGGAAGACGAUCCAGUACUGGUCCAGUAUGGGCGUCGGGAUGACGAGCAGCAACCCGGGAGCGAGUUCGCCCGUGAACAGCCAGCACUUGGCGCUCCAAGCUUUGGUCGAGCGCAUGACGGUGUGGCAGGACAUCACGCAAACGGCAUACGCAUUGCAAACAUGUCCAGAAAGAUGUCUGGAAGUGUCUAGUAGAUUCCAAUAACUUGUGAUCCGAAGUCUGGAGUUGUUGUAGACAAAAAUCUCAUGUAUUUGCGUCCUCAGCAAAAACCGUUCGUUUUUCGUCUCGUCUAGGACGUGGACGAGAGGGCAUAAUUUUAACUACUGCAGGAGACUCGGCGUCGUGGCUUCAAAACCUUCGCAGAAUUUGCCAUGCUCUGACAGUGCAUUUCAGAUCGAUGACCUUUUUGCAGAUGCAAAAACUGCAUGUUGACCACAGAUGUGUGCAUCAUUCUUUAUCCAGACCCAAACAUAUUUGCAGUGCAUACGGUGGUGAACAAUACCGCUCAGAAUCAACCGAACAGCACGGAGUUGGGGCUUUUCACUUUGAAGCUCACUCAGUACGCGGAACUAUUGGCGAAUUCCGGGAGAAUGACAAGCGCCAUGCGACAGCUCCAGCGGCUGAAGAACGACCCGAGCUCGGCAUUGCUGAGACACAGGAUUUUUCACGCGUUACCUCAGGAAGAAAUCCACAAGGGCGGGUUCCAGCACCCCGGGGAAAUGCCGUUUCAGCAGGUGUCGAUCAAGGUGUCGCCGGGAAUGGGAGGGGGCAUGUACGGACCAGGGGCGGGGAAGCAAACUGGUAUAAUACGCUUUUACCUAUUCUUGCGAGUUGAUGACGUGUGGGUGUGAUCUUGUACUAGUCCUGCAAAAUAAGUAACAUGCAGCGACGGAAAGUGUAGUAAAAACAGCUAUAGAGUAGAUGAUGCGCGGUUCACAACCUGCUGAAGAAGAAGAUCCAUCUACAAGAAUCUUCUACAACGACCCUCGUCGCCCGUAAAGAAGAUGAAAGAAACUAACCACGCUGUCGUGCUGCUCGCAUUUGGCCUUUUGAUCAAGAAAGAUGUUGUGCUGGUAGAUACACACAUUCAUACCGCACAGAUGAACGUUGAUGUGGUCCCUAAGAACUAUACGAACUACAAACUAGUUUUCGUACAAAAAUUUUUCGCAUCAUCAAAUAAACUUUUCAGGUGGCAAAUCCGGUUUACCCCCCACCGGGCCACAGGGGCAACGCGGGAUGGCGGCAUCGCAAAAUAUGAAAUGUAAAAAUGUCUGGGUCUGGAAGAAUGCAAGUUUGUCAUGCUUGUCUGGCAUGACUCGGGAAUCUGUGUUGCAUAGGCACGAAAAAGCCUUCUUACCUGAUGUCAUGCAAAAACGCAGUUUGCCACACGGAAUACGUAACACAUGGCAGCCAAAAAAUUUGUCAUGCAUAGCUGCGUAUUGCAGUGCGUCUAUCAUUCAUUUUUAGCAUUACAAGUUUCCAGUCCCAGACAUUUUUACAUUUGAUACAAAAGGGGAUGCAGCAACCUCCGAUGGGCGGACCUGGCUCGGCUGCACCACCCAACCGAGGCAUAGCCCCGCAAACCCCGGCCAGAAAUCCGUCCAUGCCGACAACUUCGCAGCAGCCCAUGUCGCACCAGAAAGCCAAUCAGAUGCCCCCGGUCGGGAGUCACAUGAAGGGCGGUAUGUCGAGUAACCCGAUGACCAUGACACCGUCGAUGAACAGUGGGGAAGCGGGAAGGAUGGGGAAUCCAAACAGCAUGAUGCAACCGCCCAUGCAGAACAUCAGCAACCCCAUGGCAAUGCCCCCACCUGCAACGCCGACCACUAAUACCACACCCAUGUCGGCUCCGGGAGGCCCGAUGGGAGGCAGUACGGCCAACACGUCCAUGAUGAGCGGCCCCCCGGGCGGCGGGGGCAUGUACGGCGCAAGUCCGCAGGUGGGCGGAAUGAAAGGUGGUGGCCACAUGCAGCCGCAGAUGCAGCCACAGCAGAUGAGCAUGGGAGGAGGCGGGCCACCGCCGCAGCAACGUAGUGAUAAUUGAUUUUGAUGUUGUGUUUUGUCAAAGACAUAAUUCCCAUCUCAUGCUGAUGCAGGUUACUACUAGCUGCAGUAGCACUUGAUAUAGUUCACAUAUAAACUUCCAGAUCCACUUUUCAACAUACAAACUCCAUACAGAACAAGUCAUGGGCUCGGCCGUGGCAGGCGGUCGGUCGACCGCUCCCAUGGCCGCCGCAGAGCCUGUAUGCAUUGCAAAAGUAUCGUACUCGUAUAAAUGCAAUACAGAUUUCCUCAGCAUGAGAAAUAGAAUGUGUCAUGCAGAUUUGCCUUGAGAAAAAAACUUGUAAUGCAGGACUGCAAUUAAUACUACGAGUGCGAUGCUUUUGCGUAGGAUAGCCUGUCAUCGAAGGAUUACCUACCCCUUGGCCGAUCCCGAACCCAACGCAAUCGACUCUGCACACGAACGAAGCCACAGCCGGAUUGAACGCCCAGGUGAACGCCACGCAGGCAGAUCAGAGUCCGGCGGCAGGUACUGCAGUUUGAUUUUUUGUUGAGCGAAUCGAGAAGUUGAGAUUUUUUUAUCUUGACGCGAUAAAAGAUGGUGGAUGGUCGGUCUUUACUCUGGAGUUAAUAUGUGUCAUUUGGAUGUUGAAAAGUAGAGAGUGAGUACUUUUAGUUAGAUGAGAGAGAUUGAUGCACACAGAGAGUUGCUCCCACUCACCCUCACGACCUGUCUCACUACAAAGCGGAGUGUGAGAAUCAUGUCAGGUGGUCGUCACCUAAGUAAGCCGCGACUCGGACUCGGAGUAAGCCACCUUCGAUCCUUGUGUCUGAAGAUCUUUGAGAUGAUUCUGUACAAGUGAUCAAUGUUGAUGUGAGUAUGAGAAUCACCUAUGUAUAAACCUCAGGUGGCCAGCCCGUGUGGAUCGCCUCUCCGGCGGACAUUUCCACGGUCAAGCAAGGCCUCGAGCAGCUUUUCUCGCAGUACGCACAGGUCCAGCCGGCUAUAUGGAUUGCAAAAAUGUCUAGGUCUGGAAGAUAGCAACUUGUAAUGCUGGAUUUGGAUUCUACAAUAAAUCUGUAUUGCAUGAACGGCAACAGAGGUCCAGUUUUUGUCAUGGCGAGAGCGCAUUUCUGAUGCGUUAUAGGCAUCAGGAAGCCCUCAUAAAAUCUGUGAUGCUAGGGCAUGCAUCACAGACAUCAGGAGUCAUGCAAAAUGUGCAUGAUCCAGACCCAGACAUUUUUGCAUUUGAUAGGCCAAGCGGGUAGUGGACGACACGAGGAAACGGUUCCAGGCGAUCUACGACGCGUUAGAAUCGGGCCAGCUGAACGAACAGGUCGGUUUAAAACUGAUCGAACUCGCGCAAUCGGUAAGCGAUGUGAAUACCGUGAAGUCGAUCAAGCAACAGCUGUCGUCCAGUACUGGCAUGACACAGAAGGACCAUAUGGCGUUCUCAAAUGUUACAUUCUCAACUGUUAGACGAUUUGUCAUGCAAGAUCACAUUAUCAGAAUCGACACGAUCAAGCUGCUUCGCAUGACAGAUUCUCGAAGAGCCAAAGAGGCUGAGAAUCUGUGCCAAAUCUGUCAUGCAAGACGCGCAAGGGCGCCCCUUUCAUUUUUGCCAUUCUUGCAUCACAAAUCCAUGUAACAGCUGAAGAUGUAACAGUUGAGAACGCCAUAGACCAGUAUUGGCUCGUCGGGAUUCACCGGUGCGUCACGGAAUUGGAAAAGCAGAUGCGAUAAAAAACAUUUUUCGGCAGGAGGACAAAAAUGCUAUUUGGAGGAGCGACUUUUUAAGAUAAGUACAAUGAGCGUGAGCGAAAUUGAACGAACUACUACAUGGAACAGCAGUGCUAGUAGUUUGAUUUACUAUUUUUCAACUUUUUUCAACUACUUUCAGACAUGUCUAUAGGUCUUGGAACAACUCGGAAAAAAUUUCGAAGAAAAAACAUCGUGAAUUUAGAAGCAGGCUUUUUCAAACUCAUUGUGAUGUCAUUCAGAAACAAACUUCGUACUGAUUUUGUACUCUAUUAGUUGUUUUAUUGUGUCUACUUCUACUACAGAUCAUUUUUAGUCUAUUCAUUGACUUUGGUUGACUUUGGGAUUUGAGCCGGCAUGAUGACCCCGAUCUAAAAAAUGCUUCGGUGAUACUUAUCCUAAUCCUCGUCAAUCUCAAUCUUCUAUACCAUUACGAGGACCCCUUGUACCCUCAUAGCUCACCUUGAAUUAUUUUUUGUGAAUUCAUCAUUGUUGGCGGCCUACUAGCGAAGAAAUACUUUAAAAACCUUCAAGAAAAAGUAAAGUAGCCGCCCACGCAAAGACGACAAAAAACUCGAGAAUAUCCUUGACAAAGAGCAAGACAAGUUUGAUUUUUCCCAGCGUGAAGUUGAAGUAUUAAUGCGGCUCACGACCGUGUGGUCCGCGCACGCUGGGCUGCGGUGUGCAGCCGACAAGAGGUUUUAGUGCCAGUAGCAUGAAUCAGGUAGGUCCUAAGUGGAACCUCCGGUGUUCGAACUUUAUAUUCGAAGCACACGGGCGGAAAACAAGAAUUCUGUGCACGGAAUAAACUUGAAACGAUCGGGCCUCAAACGCGGAGACGGAC